This is a messenger RNA of Olea europaea var. sylvestris, 1824 nucleotides long. Its product is annotated as protein SUPPRESSOR OF K(+) TRANSPORT GROWTH DEFECT 1. Bases 233 to 1534 code for a protein of 433 amino acids. The transcript has 8 exons. Gene Ontology annotation, molecular function: ATP binding; ATP hydrolysis activity. Lineage: Eukaryota; Viridiplantae; Streptophyta; Magnoliopsida; Lamiales; Oleaceae. Gene Ontology annotation, biological process: vacuole organization; endosomal transport. The record is from RefSeq and is a predicted model, not a curated record.
UCGCGUGUGCCGUUGCAGACCUUUCCUUAACAAGUCCACCCCAAAAACAUCAAAUUCAAUGUUCAAAUGCUCCCCGAACCCAAUAAAUAUAUCAUCAGAAAUUGAAAUCUAAAAAUCCCCAUUUCAAAAAUCACGCCUAAAUUCUUGAUACACCUUUCGAUCUAUCAAAAAUCCGACAAAAAUCGCCCCUUUAUUGGAAAUUCGUAUGCAUAUUUAUUUAUGAUUAGAAAGAAUGUAUAGCAAUUUCAAGGAGCAAGCAAUCGAGUACGUGCGACAAGCGGUGGCGGAAGACAAUGCCGGGAACUACACGAAGGCCUUUCCUUUGUAUAUGAACGCCUUGGAGUAUUUCAAGACCCACUUGAAGUACGAAAAGAACCCAAAAAUUAAGGAGGCUAUCACUCAGAAGUUCACGGAGUAUUUGCGCCGGGCAGAGGAGAUCCGGGCUGUGCUCGAUGAAGGUGGGUCCGGUCCUGCUGCUAAUGGGGACGCGGCUGUGGCCACGCGACCCAAGACCAAGCCCAAAGACGGGGGAGGGAAUGAUGGGGAGGAUGGGGAUAAGGAGAAGCUAAGGGCUGGGCUGAAUUCUGCUAUCAUUAGAGAGAAACCGAAUGUUAAGUGGAACGAUGUUGCGGGUUUGGAGAGCGCAAAGCAGGCUUUGCAGGAGGCUGUGAUUUUGCCCGUGAAAUUCCCGCAGUUUUUCACUGGAAAGAGGCGCCCAUGGAGAGCUUUUCUUUUAUAUGGUCCACCUGGAACAGGAAAGUCGUACCUAGCAAAGGCUGUUGCUACUGAGGCCGAUUCAACAUUUUUCAGCAUUUCUUCUUCGGACCUAGUUUCAAAGUGGAUGGGUGAAAGUGAAAAGCUAGUUUCAAAUCUUUUCCAAAUGGCUCGAGAAAGUGCCCCCUCUAUUAUAUUUAUUGAUGAAAUAGAUUCUCUAUGUGGCCAGCGUGGUGAGGGAAAUGAGAGUGAAGCUUCCAGACGAAUCAAAACAGAAUUACUUGUUCAAAUGCAGGGGGUAGGACACAAUGAUGAUAAAGUUCUUGUUCUUGCUGCCACAAAUACUCCUUAUGCUCUGGAUCAGGCUAUCCGGAGACGAUUUGACAAGCGAAUAUACAUUCCUCUACCAGAUUUGAAGGCACGACAACACAUGUUCAAGGUGCAUUUGGGAGAUACCCCUCACAACUUGACUGAAAGUGAUUUCGAAGUCCUGGCUCACAAAACAGAAGGGUUUUCUGGUUCUGAUAUUUCUGUUUGUGUUAAGGAUGUGCUAUUUGAGCCAGUACGUAAAACACAAGAUGCCAUGUUCUUCAUCAAGUCUUCAAAUGGUAUGUGGAUGCCAUGUGGACCAAAGCAACCUGGUGCUGUCCAGAUAAGUAUGCAGGAGCUUGCUGCACAAGGACUUGCUUCUAAGAUCAUUCCACCUCCAAUAUCAAGAACGGAUUUUGAUAAGGUGCUAGCAAGACAGAGGCCAACAGUGAGCAAAGCCGACCUUGACGUGCAUGAGCGAUUCACAAAGGAGUUUGGAGAGGAAGGUUGAGGAAUUUGAGGUGCAUAUACUGCUUCUCUUCACGCAAUUGUUGUCCGUUUGUAUUUUGUUAUGUCAAACAUAAGCUUCUUUGAACGGGAAGGUGAACGUGACCUUCCUUUUUGACCAUAUCGUGCACGAAAUGAGUCGAUAUUUCACAAAUUGCAUGUAUUUUUAUUAGAGAGAAUGAUGAAAUUGUCGCCUGGAUAUUUGUUAAUAUGGUGUAUGCACGUGUAAUGCUAAUUGCUGUUGGGUUGAUACGAUAUGAUAUUGUCCCAACACAAUCCUCUUAAACCUUUCAA